UCGGCUGUUUGUAUCUGGCCGGAUGGUUUUUGCUGGGAGUUGCAGUGAUCAUGUGACUCGCCCGCUGUAAACAGGCGGUUUUCUAAAGCAGGAUUUAUUAUAUUUAUAUAUUAAAGCAUCAGCUUGUGCUGUUAUAUAACUAUAUUUAUAGUUGGGUAUCAGACAGACUGCAGUAUGUUGCUGGUUUUAUCUGACGAGCAUAAGGAACAUCUGGGCUUUUUGCCUAAAGUGGACCCGGCGGUGGUUGGGGAGUUUGGAAGGAUUGCUGUGGAGUUUUUAAAGAAGGGUUCAAAUCCUAAAAUCUACGAAGGAGCAGCAAGAAAGCUAAAUGUGCCCUCAGAGACGGUUCAGCGUGGAGUUGAAGGUUUGAUGUAUCUUCUCACUGAAAGUUCAAAGCUUAUGAUCUCUGAAAUCGAUUUCCAGGACUCUGUAUUGGUAUUGGGAUUUUCUGAGGAGCUUAAUAAACUCCUGCUACAACUGUAUCUGGAAAACAGGAAAGAGGUUCGUCAGAUUCUGAGUGAGCUCGCGCCCUCACUGCCUCACUAUCGCAACCUUGAGUGGAGGUUUGACGUACAGCUGGGGAGCAGAGCUCUUAGACAGCAUGUGAAACCUGCAAUUUGCCUAAAGCUCCAUCUGGAGAGUGGAGGAACACAGACGGCCCGUGUUCUGCAGACAGACCCGGCCACACUGCUGCAUCUCAUCCAGGAGCUGGAGUGUGCACUCGCUGAAGUCAAAAGCAACCACUGCCGCAGAAUCCUCCGCAAUAUUAAAUAGUGCAGUGCAGUGGCACUAAAGACAGUGGCCACUAAAUGGUGCAGAAUGAGGCAAUAUUCCCGAGUUAAGGUUCUCAGCUACCUCUGCACUGAUUUAACUGGUCAUGUUUGCUAUUAAAUAUGUUUAUAAUCUGAUUACUGCAGUUAUCUGAUUAUUCAAGUAGUCAGUCAUGUUAACAGCAUACUCCAAUUUCCUUGUCUAAAUACCUGAUUUAAAAAAUCUGAUCAAGGGAGCUGGACUUUAGCUCAAUAAUCAGAUUUUUCAGAGCAAAUAUACUGUUAAUGGGAAUAUAUAUACUGGGAUUUCUCAGUUUGUGCAUAAGUGAAACCAGAUCAUGAUCAAAAAUUAGCAAGCAGCAUUUAACCCAGCACCCACAAGAGUUCCAAAGCAGAUAUCAGAUUAUUGCCCAAAUCAGUCUCUGAUUAUUCAAAUUCAUGUAAAAUCAUUGGUCAGAUUACUGUCAAAAUCUGAUGUUCUUCAGUAACUGGAUUAGGAAGUGAAUUUAAAUGCACUUACUGAUAUUUGUACUGAGAUGUUUUGGUGAAGCCCAGCCCUAAAAAUGUUAUAUCAUUUGGCUAAAAUUGAAAAAAUAAAAACAAAAUGUGUGAUGUAGAGGUACUUGGUGAAACUCGGGAGCACUUGGUAAUAUUUACUCUAUAGAUUGGCAACUACUUAACAAAUUCAUGCAGAAUUUAUUUUUUUUUAAUCUAAGAUAAACGUUCGGAAAUUCGGUUCAUCAGUAGAUUUAGUUCCCUUUAGGAACACACAAACCUUGAAAAUGUAAGAGAGUAAUGAGCCUUAAGUCUUAAAACAUAAGCCUUAUAUUUACGUUUUAAGUAAUUAGAUUGCAGUUAUUUGUUCUGUGUAUGAUUUUGUCAUUGUUUUUUUUUUGUUUUUUUUUUUCAGUGAGGAUUAAUUUUUGGUAAAUGUUUUAUUAUUUUGGGACCAGUCCUGUAAUGGGCCUAAUCUAAUCUAAUCUGACCAUCUAAAAUGAAGAAAUGAUAAAUGUUUGUUCGUUCAUGCAUACUGUUUUCAUCUGCACUGUAUUUAGUGUUUACUGCAUUAACAACAAUGUGCUGUAUUAUUUCUUAUUAAUUGUAUUUUAGAAAUAAAAUAAUGUUUUAUUGUA
Messenger RNA from Astyanax mexicanus (Mexican tetra), 1903 nucleotides. It is a transcript of the gene commd2, whose product is annotated as COMM domain containing 2. Lineage: Eukaryota; Metazoa; Chordata; Actinopteri; Characiformes; Acestrorhamphidae. The record is from RefSeq and is a predicted model, not a curated record. The transcript is spliced from 5 exons. Bases 175 to 774 code for a protein of 199 amino acids.